AGCCAGCCACGGCCAGAGAGAAGCCUGAAAAUGCCAGGGGAAGGGGCGAAUGUAGACUUCACUUCCUCCCCAUGUGCACCACGCAGGCAACCUCGAUCCAUUUUAGUCAAAGGGGCUUUCCCACCCUAUUUCUGUGAUUUGAGCAAGUGGGCACUCGAUCGUUCUGGAACGCUUGGGGCUGGCCUUGGGCUCCUCUCUGGCUGGAGAGACUGGGAAGGGCUGGGCCAGCGUGUGACUGCAGUCAUGUCACACAGUUAGGCAGUUUCACUUUCUUUUCCCCCUUUUGAUGCAAACCAUGAAGGGUGGUGGUGUGGGCCAGUUGGUAGUUUCCCCCAGAGCUCUGGCAGGCACAGAGACUGUGAAGUUCUGACCCGGUGUGAUCCUAAGCUGAGUUCAAGGCCCAGCAGGGUCCGUGGAAGAGGAUGACAAGUGGAGGCAGGGAUCUCAGCUUCAGGGUGGUCACAGGGGACCAGAGCACUAAUGAGCAAGUUUCACAUGAGCUAAUUUUCAAGCAUUUCAGAAAAAACAAGGUGGAAAUCGCAACUGCAGUAACGAUGCCAUUUCCUUUCCUUAUGAGCCUGCGGGACCAAGCCCUCAUCUCUGAGCAAAUGUAUGAAAAUUUUCAAGAUGCUUGCACAAACCUGGUCCCAGUGACAAGAGUGGUGUAUGAUGUCCUCAAUGAACUGGAGAAGACAUUCCACCCAUCGCUCCUGAAAGUGUUGUUCAGCAAAACCAACCUGCAGGCCUAUCCUAAUUUAAAUAAGAUUCUCAGAAGCUUCCAAAAUGUUUCCCAUGAAUACAAGGCUCUCCUGAGGACAAAUGGAGCAGACACUGAAGAGAUGCCCCGAGUACCAUCGGGCGGUGGGAAAGGCAGCAGUCCUGCAUCUGAACAUCAGAGCCCACCACGACCAUAUCUGGAGAUUUGUGAUCCACAAACUCCCCACAUGACUAACAGAGGAGGAGAGAAGGUGCUCAGUCUCCCACCAGACAAGGGAGGGGGCAAUGACAAGUCUGAUUUCCAGUGGCCUUUUGAGAACAGUGACGACUGUGUGGAGAUGUCUGAGGCAGAGGAGCCCCAAGAAACCUCAAGCUCCCCUGCAAGACACGGGCCUGUGUCCUGUGACCCUGAAGCUCCCCAGAUGACUGAUGGAGACGCAGCAGAGGAGGGGCCAAGCCAAGCACCGUGUCACGAAGAAGAAGAAUCUGGUGAACUACAAGACUAUCGCAUGAAUGAAGAAGGAGAAUGUGAAGAGCUUCCUUCUAGCCCACUGCACCAAAAUAAACAAGAGCAAUCAGGAUAUGAAACUGAGAAGUGUUCCUGUGUCAUGUGUUGCCCCAAAGUUUCAAAAGGUCCGGAAGCAAGGACAGACAGUAGCGAAGCAUGUGACCCCGCGGGUACUUCACAUACUGGAACCAAUUCUAUUUUAGGAAAACCCAAGAGGAAAAGAAGAAAAAAGAAAGGGCACAACUGGACAAAAAUAAAAAAGAAAAAGCCACAAAACAUACAUCAAAAAGGGACAAGGAGACGCAUAUCUAGAAUCCUGUUAACUCAGAAGGACAGAGCCACACAGAAAAGAGUCCAAUCAAAGGGGAGAAGAAGAGUCAACAUUAAACCUUUGAAGAGAGUUGGGGAAAAAGGUUUCAGAUAUCCAAAAAAUUAUGAUAUGAAUUUUGAUAUUCCUGAACUUCCCGUGACCUGUACUAAUGCUAGGGGGACUCUGAUUAAGGAGGUGUUUAAGCAAGGAGUCUGGAAGAAGAGCAUACGGGGUGAGGAUGGAAGGUGGUUCACUCCCAGGGAGUUUGAAGUUGAAGGAAACCGUGCAUCAUCCAAGAACUGGAAACUAAGUGUGCGCUGCCAUGGAUGGACCCUGAGACAACUGAUACAGAAGGGAGCCCUACCAGAACCCCCAAGCAAAAAACCAAAGCUGAGGAACUCAGAUGAAUGUGAGGUGUGCAGGGAUGGGGGAACACUGUUCUGCUGUGAUACUUGCUCCAGAGCCUUCCAUGAGUACUGUCAUUUGCCACCUGUGGAAGCUGAGAAGAACCCAUGGAGUUGCAUCUUCUGCAGGAUAGAGUCCUUCAAAAUCCAACAGCAUUAUCAGGAAUCUGAGAUUCUGGAGAGGCAGAUGCAGGCUGAGGAACAGUUGAAAUGUGAACUUCUCCUCUUAAAGGUCUACUGCUGUUCUGAGAGCUCCUUUUUCACCAAAAUUCCAUAUUAUUAUUAUAAUAAGGAACCUUCUGAAGUUCCAAAGGAACACAUGUGGUUGGAUAAAAUCAAGACAAAGUUAACUAAGAAGGAUUAUGCCAAAGUGGAAGGGUUUGUGCAGGACAUGCGCCUCAUCUUUCAGAACCACAGGACCUUCUUCAAGGACCCUGAGUUUGGCCAAAUGGGACUUACACUGGAGGCUGAAUUUGAGAAGAACUUCAAGGAAGUCUUUGCUAUUCAGGAAACAAAUGAGAGCAGUUGACUGGUGCAGAAGAUGUGGUUAAUGUCUUGGCACAAUUUUUUGCUGGUCAGAUAUCCCCACCUCCAAUGCAGUGGGUGUUAUCUACUAAUUUCUCCAUCCCUGAGGACUUUCUGAAUCACAUGGAGUUAUGUUUGAGCUAGGACAGAAGAAAUAAAAAGUGAGUAGUGAGAGAGGAAAGCAGCUUCUGGGGUAAAGCUGGACAACUGUAAAACUAAGUUGGUUUGGGAAGUGGAUGUAGCUGAGCUCUCAGAAGAGACUGGGGGUUUGGAUCCCUGCCACGUACAAGUUCAGCUGUGAGGUAAAGUCAGUGGAGCACAGAGGACUUGUAAGUGCUUGUCUGAAGUUCCUGCUUCUUUGAUCACUGUUCCAUUUCCUUUUAAUCAUUGCUCUUGCUUCUGUAGCUUUGCUUUGUGCUGAUUUCCAAUGAAAAAUUGCUCCAUAGGACAAAACAAUAUAAAAGUGGAAACAGGGCUUUGUCCUCAGCUCUUUGGUGGACUCCAGUCAGAGGGAUGCCAGCAAUAAAACCACCCUUUCUCCUGCUC
Molecule: messenger RNA, 3010 nt
Organism: Chinchilla lanigera (long-tailed chinchilla)
Lineage: Eukaryota; Metazoa; Chordata; Mammalia; Rodentia; Chinchillidae
Gene: Sp140
Product: SP140 nuclear body protein
Exons: 22
Coding region: 423-2468 (681 amino acids)
Biological process (GO): regulation of transcription by RNA polymerase II
Cellular component (GO): nucleus
Molecular function (GO): DNA-binding transcription factor activity, RNA polymerase II-specific; protein binding; DNA binding
Source: RefSeq, a predicted model, not a curated record